AUGGAUGUUCAUCGAACCACUAGCGAUAUCGCUCGACAACACUUAAACUCCAGUCAAGAAAGUCAAAAACGAUUCUACGAUCGUACAGCGCAUGGAGCCCCUUGCCAACGGGGCGAUUCAGUCUGGCUUCACCAACCCUACCCCAACCGCGGCAACUUCUCGAAACUAGACAACCCCUACACGGGCCCCUUUGAGGUCGUCCAAUCACCCCCUAACAACACCUACCGCAUCCGCCCCGUCUCCGGCCCAUUCACUUUUCCCUUUACUGUACAUUUCAAUCGACUUAAAUCCGGUCUCGAGACUUCCCCCAACACCGUUAUAGAAGACCCCAUACCAGAGACAGGCAUCCCAGUACACGACACUGUAGAAAUCCCCCGCACUUCCCCUUCACCCCAUCCCCACUAG
Messenger RNA from Mesocestoides corti, 405 nucleotides. NCBI's taxonomy places the organism in Eukaryota, Metazoa, Platyhelminthes, Cestoda, Cyclophyllidea, Mesocestoididae. The record is from the annotation of a GenBank genome assembly.